AUUGUCCGGUAAGAUAGACGGUUGUGCAUAUUAUAGUCGAUGUUCUCUGUAGCGAUUCUGGAAGUAGACCUAAAUACAGCCAGUGUAUGGUGAAGACUGUGAUGUGAACACGAUAUUGUACUGAAUUAAUUAGUCCGAACAGUAAAUAUGAGGAAGGCAGCUUUAGUUGUAGGCGCCUCACGGGGGAUCGGGAGGCAGAUCGCUCUGUCAUUGUCAAAAAAUCGCUACGGUGUGGGCGUGGCAUCAAAGACUGAGACAUCCACCGAAACACUUCCUGGUUCUAUUUACACAGUGGCGGCGGAAAUCGAGGCCGAGGGGGGUAGGGCUGAACCUAUGGUCUGUAACACACGGUCCGAGGAAGAUAUCAAGGAAGCUGUCCAAAAGUGCAUUAAAGAGUUUGGCAGGUUAGAUGUAGCCGUUUAUAACGCUGGGUCAAUCACGUGGGAUAAAGUUAUCAACACAAAAACAAAAAAAUAUGACCUGAUGAAUGAAGUGAAUGCACGAGGAGCUUACAUCAUGGUACAGGAAGUCCUCCCACAUUUCCUGGAACAGAAAUCCGGCAAAAUUAUACUGGUGUCGCCGCCAAUAUACAAUAGAUUCUUUAAAGGGAAGACACCGUAUUCCAUGUCGAAAGUAGCCAUGACAGUCCUUGUCCACGGACUGGCAAAUGAACUGCAAGGGACAGGGGUUUCAAUUAGUGCUUUGUGGCCGGCAACAGUCAUCAGAAGUCACGUGACUGAUAAGUUAAAGGUACCCCUGAAACUCAUGAGGACACCUGACAUAUUUGCUGACGCGGUAGUAAAAAUUGCCGAAGAUCCGACUGAAAAGCUGAAUGGCCAGGCGUUGAUAGACGAGGAUUACCUGAGGACAACAGGUGUGUCUGAUUUCUCCAUGUACAGGUGUGACAGUGACCACGAACCUUCUCGCAUGAUGCCCCAAAGAUUCCCCUCCCUCUUGGUUGAGGAGGAGGACCAGAACGUACCACUUUCAGCAGCACGAGAAAAUACAAACAGCGAUAUAAAUAGUAAACUAUGAA
Pecten maximus is the source of this 1036-nucleotide messenger RNA. Its product is annotated as hydroxysteroid dehydrogenase-like protein 2. The transcript has 6 exons. The record is from RefSeq and is a predicted model, not a curated record. NCBI's taxonomy places the organism in Eukaryota, Metazoa, Mollusca, Bivalvia, Pectinida, Pectinidae. Gene Ontology annotation, molecular function: oxidoreductase activity. Bases 148 to 1035 code for a protein of 295 amino acids.